AUGAUUGGUGAACGUAUUGAAAGUGGAAGUAAGGCUGGUAGAAUACAAAAUCCAAGUGCUGCUAGUUCCUCCUCUGGGGCUGGUGGAAAGAAGCCAUACAAUGGAUUUGCUAAGAAAAGGGAGGGCGAAAUAAGUGCUGCUUACUAUGGUCAAGGCAAGGGCCAUGCUUAUCAACAAGUAGCCGCUGUGACUAUACCAAAUGCACCUUUUCAGCAAUAUCAACAACAAGGGUAUCCGCCACGUCAGUAUCAACAACGACCGAAAGUUCCAGAAAGGGUUUUUGAUCCGAUCCCAAUGAAGUAUGCACAAGUAUUGCCAUAUCUCCUCGAUUUGAAGUUGGUCCAAUUGAGGACUCUGGCCACUCCUGCUAAGCUGUCUGCUAAUUGGGUUGCUGGACAUAGCAUUGAAAAUUGUAAGGCAUUAAAGAAUCUUGUUCAAAAUCUUCUCGACUCUAAGGCCAUUGAGUUUACUUCUACUCAAGGACCUAACGUUGUUCAGAAUCCUAUGCCUCCCCAUGGAGCUCAUGCUGCAAAUGCCAUCGAGGUUGUUGAAGAUGCUCGCUUGGUCAAGGAUGUGAUCGAAUUGGGCUCUCUGUUGCCAUUAUUGAAGAAAGAAUUAUUGAGGAUGGGUCUAUACUCUAGUUGUGGAGAAUUAUGUACUGAUUGCAUGGCCAUUUCCUCAGUCUGUGAUAAGGUGAAAAGUGGGGUUCAAGAGUUGAUAGAUAGUGGGUAUCUACAGUUUGAGCGUGUGCAACAUCUUGAAAUGGUCGAGAAUGAAGUCAAUGUGGCAUCCAUCCCGUAUACUCCUGCCAAUAUUCCAGUUCCUGCCAAAGCACCUCCUUUGGUCAUUACAUUGUCUGGUCCCGUCCCGUAUAACAGUGAAAAAGUAGUCCCAUGGAAUUAUGGGGGAGAAGUUUUCUACCAAGGGGCCAAGUAUGAGAUUAAAAUGCCAGUUGAGAAAGAAGAUGUGGAUAAUGUUGUUGGCGUUGGAAGAAUGACAAGGAGUGGUCGUAUUUUCAAUCCUCCCCAGAAUACCCCCGAUGAUAAUACAGAAGCUCUAGCUCAAGCUAAAGGGAAAAGAGUGGCAGAAGAUGCAGUAGAUCAGGGGCAAAGCUCUAAAUCUGAAGAUACUGUGACCAAAGAGAUGGAGGAGUUCCUAAAGAUCAUCAAGAAAAGUGAGUAUAAAGUGGUUGACCAACUGAGUCAAAAUCAAUCAAAGAUUUCGAUUUUGCAGUUGCUUUUGUGUUCGAAGACGCAUCGAAAUGCUUUGUUGAGACUUCUAAGUACUGCCUUUGUCCCUCCGGAGAUCUCAGUGAACCAACUUGAAGGAGUGGUGUCAAACAUCAACGCUGGUAAGGGUUUGGGAUUCACUGAUGCAGACUAG
Messenger RNA from Vicia villosa (hairy vetch), 1383 nucleotides. RefSeq lists its product as uncharacterized. The coding region runs from base 1 to 1383 and encodes 460 amino acids. NCBI's taxonomy places the organism in Eukaryota, Viridiplantae, Streptophyta, Magnoliopsida, Fabales, Fabaceae. The transcript has a single exon. The record is from RefSeq and is a predicted model, not a curated record.